GCUGCGUGCUAAAUUGAAAACAGAAGUGGCGGGGCCCAGACACUGUCAGUGGUAUUCACGUGAAACGAUGGCCAGCUGGCUGAAAUACGGACGGUUGGUCAGGAGAUCUUUCAUAACUCAAAAUAAUGUCGUAGCGAAACAACACAGUCCAAGAAUGUAGCCGAAUACUGCUAACUACAGCUAGCUACACAGCGUUCAGCGUCUGGAGUUACUGUAACGUUAGCUAGCUACCGCUGGGGUGUCUUCUCCAUUUGUUAUUGACACCGCUGCUUAAACUGCGACAGUAUUUUUGUUCGUGCCAUAUGCACCGAAACAGCAACAAGUUGACUACUCAUCUCCACGGCGGUUACUUUAGUCGGCCUGUGUAUUAAUUGCACAAUAACAAGUUAGUAGCAGUGAUUCAAAAACGUCACAUUUUCAGUCGAUCCUCCUGAGUUACCAGCUCACCUGUUCUCCUGCUGAAACCAUACACCAUGUCAGGGAAAGUCAUCCCGCACACCCCGCUGGCCGUGGACUUCUGGCAGCUACGGAAGUGUCCGGGCACACGGUUGUUCUUCCUCUCCCACAUGCACUCCGACCACACGGUGGGCUUGACCUCCACCUGGAGCAACCGGCCCAUCUACUGCUCACCCACCACUGCCACCCUGCUCAAACUCAAGCUGCAGGUGAAAGAACAGUGGAUUCAUCCCUUAGAGCUGGGUGAUCCCUACCUGCUGCCGCUGGAUGACAUCGGCAAAGAGGGGCUGACAGUCACACUGAUAGAUGCAAACCACUGUCCAGGGGCUGUCAUGUUUCUCUUUGAAGCCUACUUUGGCUCCAUUCUCUACACUGGUGACUUCAGAUACAUUCCCUCUAUGUUGCGUGAGCCGUGCCUGAGGACCAACACCACUAUAGAUGUCCUGUACCUGGACAACACCAACUGUGAUCCCAACCGCAUCCUCCCCUCCAGACAGAAAGCCACUCAACAGAUCAAAGAGAUCAUCCGCAGCCACCCCAACCACAACGUUGUCAUAGGCCUAUAUAAACUGGGUAAAGAGUCCCUGCUGUUGGAGCUGGCCAUGGAGUUUAAAACCUGGAUCGAGGUGAGUUUUGAGAGGAUGCAGACCCUCAGAGCUCUUGAGCUGCCUGACGUCUUCACCACUGACCCAGGAGCCGGUCGUAUCCGAGUCGUGGAGCAGUCGGCGAUCUGCUCCACUGCUGUACACCAGUGGAACAGAGACCAACCCACUUUGGCUAUCUUGCCCACCAGCAGGCCCUUGGUCUCCUUUCACCCCAGUGUUCAUGUAGUGCCAUACUCCGACCACUCCUCUUACCAAGAGCUGGAGGAUUUUGUCUCUGCCCUUAAACCUAACUCCAUUGUGCCCAUUGUAGGAAACUAUGUACCUGGAAGUCUCUCUGCCCUAGUGCCCAGCAGAAAGCGGCAUGAAAUUCUGGUGCCUGAGUCAGUCCAACACUACAUGUUGAGACAGCCUGACAGCCAGCUCAGCUCAUCAGAGUACAGCAGCAUUCGGCGCAGACAUUUCAGACCUCUUGCACCCAAAGGGGUGGUAUUUGAGUCUCCUGUAAGAGGAUCCAAGAUGUCAUGCGAAGAAGCCUCGGAGGCAGAGUGCCUGGAGCAGGAUGACUCUGAAGAAGAGAUGGACACAGAAAGUAGUGAAAAAGACUCUGACUGUAUCCUCGUUGACCUUACCAAAGAUCUCUCCUCAAACAAACACGGAAGAGGGGCUGCAGACAUGUGGUAUGCCAGCAUUGGCAGAACAGUGUCUGAAGAUAUGGUGCCACUCAGUCAACUCACCCACAGCAGCUUUGCUCCAGUGGAAAGCAUGACGAACAGUAAGGCAUGUUCAACACCGGUCAGCACCAUGAGAAGGCCUGUUAAUACUGAUGUCAAAACCAUCAACAGCACAACACCCAGUGAUUACAUGCAACAGCAUAGCGGACACGGAGAUCAAAACAGCCUAUUGUCAGAUGGUGAUAGCACGAGUCAGCAAAGUGAGCAUGGAAUUGAUCAGGACGACGACAUCGUGUCAAAUGACAACAGCCCGAGUCAGCACUAUGGACAUGGAACUGAUCAGAAUGACAAUGUGACAUUAACGCAGAAGAGCCGCAAUCACUACUCCCACACUUCAUCUCACUCCUCAGCCUUGCUGCGGCAGGAGUAUAUAGAGAAGAUUGAAAACAGUAUUUUAGAUGAUCUCCCCUUCACAAGGGACGACUUUAAGUUAAAGAGACCUGUGAUGCAGAGCUUUGUGAAACAGUUUCCACUCUGUCCAGUAUAUUAUGCAAAACAGACAUGGCAGACAGAUAGUGUGACCUGAUGUUCAAGUUUUUGCCUGGCUGUAGAGGCCUUUUUGUUCCUGUGUAUAAAGACAAACAUUUUGGAGAAAAUUAGUUUAGAAAAGCAGGUUUGUAAUCACAAGUUGAUGAGCUUGUCCUUAGACUGGACCUGCAACGUAUUGGAAAACCCAUGUCUGCACCCCUCACUUUUUGCAGUAAAAAAAUGUAAUUUCUGAAUAAAUAAAUAAACAAACAAACAAACAAACAAACUUAAUUACACAGCGUUAUGUUUGCCAAGUCACAUCUUCACAAGUAAGCCUAUAUAUGUGUUUUUGCCCUGAGUGGCUUAUUUUUAUUCUUUAUAGUUGAACAGGUAAAAAAGGGAGUAAGUGUUGUAGAGUUCAAUGGAUGGAAGGUUUUCUUACAAAGUGUGUCAAAAGCCAAGUUAAAGAAAUAUUCUGAAGCUAGAAAGGAAGUGCAACUACAUUUGAAACACAUUUGUGACAUUCACAAGAUCUGCCUUUUCCCACUUCAUUUCAAGGGGCCCUUUGAAAUGAAGUUCUUUGGCUCUUGACUGAGAAUAGCAGUAUUAAAGAUUAAGAUUAAUAGUGGUUUUGAUGUCUUAUGUAUUUUGGUUGGGGAAGAAGUAGCUUCACUGGUACUUUAUAAUUAAAAGAUAAACUCACUAAAUGUGAAGUUCUUUGUAACAGUUUGUGAAGAUUUUGUACAACAUAUAUAUUCUGUAGCAGCUGUUAAACUGUUGUUUUUUUUGUCUCUCUCCCUCUUAGUCCACUAGUGAAGAGAAAUUGGUGCUCAGCUACUUCCAGAUGCCUUCACCCUGACACUCAACCAUUUGUGUAGAAUGGAAUUACUGAGGGUGGAAAAAGUAUCUUUAAUAGCCUGCAAGUAUAUGGUAGAGCACAAUUGAUUGGAUUCUAACACCAGCCUGUUCCCAUGACCACUUUUGCCACAAAAGAGCUGCUGUUACACUUUCUACGUUUUUCAAUGAGAGAUGAUGUUGGACUUCUGUACUGUGUAACUCACACCUGUAAACAUUGUGAAGCAACACUUUGCCUUUUGUGUUUGAGGAAGAAAAUAUACAUUUGCCAGAAAUGUUGUUUAAAUGACUUAAAGAAAUAAUUUUGAUUUGAUAUUCAAAUGUUAUGUACAUAUUGCCUUUUUCAGUUUAAUUUCUUGUGAAGUAAUGAAAAGGAAAUCCAAAUCAUAAUGUAACUAAUAUUUAUGUUGAAUACAAAGCCUGUUUGUGUUAACAGUUUUCCCAAUAAAUUACUGUGAUAUUUGUAAAU
Molecule: messenger RNA, 3584 nt
Organism: Acanthopagrus latus (yellowfin seabream)
Lineage: Eukaryota; Metazoa; Chordata; Actinopteri; Spariformes; Sparidae
Gene: dclre1b
Product: DNA cross-link repair 1B
Exons: 4
Coding region: 474-2318 (614 amino acids)
Biological process (GO): double-strand break repair via nonhomologous end joining; interstrand cross-link repair; protection from non-homologous end joining at telomere
Molecular function (GO): damaged DNA binding; 5'-3' DNA exonuclease activity
Source: RefSeq, a predicted model, not a curated record